Scatophagus argus is the source of this 2052-nucleotide messenger RNA. Its product is annotated as phosphatidylinositol 5-phosphate 4-kinase type-2 gamma-like. The coding region runs from base 595 to 1830 and encodes 411 amino acids. Gene Ontology annotation, biological process: phosphatidylinositol metabolic process. Lineage: Eukaryota; Metazoa; Chordata; Actinopteri; Scatophagidae. The record is from RefSeq and is a predicted model, not a curated record. The transcript has 10 exons. Gene Ontology annotation, molecular function: phosphatidylinositol kinase activity.
GUUCCAGUACUUUUGUCUAUGUAGUAUAGCUUAGACAUGAGGAAAAAAGAUUAGAAAAUGCUGCUUUGAAUAUGGUGUCAUUUUAAACAAAAACACCACUUUCUACAGGUUCACAGAUGCAUCGUUUAUCACAGGACUACUGGUGUAUUUGUAAGGGCCUCGGGGGAAAUUAAUCCCGGUAGUAGCAGUAGUAGGAGUAGUAGUAGGAGAAGAAGAAGUAGGAGUAGUAGUCCUAUUAAUUUUAGUUUUAAGUGCUACAUUUAAAUAACAACAUGUUAACACAUUCUGAUGUUUAAAUACUUUAAAAAGUCAGUCCAUCAAGACAUACAUGGGGCGAGCAAAGAUUAGGUUGCAAGAAAGUUUACUGACUUCCGUUCUGAUUUUUUCCCGACGCUGUCCCGGUGUUUGCACCUGUUGCACCGAACAAAAGUCUCCGGACCAGGAGGUGUUACUGGCUUCACUGCGCCCUGCAGGUUCCUGCUUCAGAGACGCCCAACAAGGCGGGCUUCAGGCUACUUUACAUAAACAGGACGCCACAUAUGACAACUAAAAAAACCUGCUCACACUGAGACACGGGUGCUCAGGCAGAGCACGAUGUCUUCUCCCAGCGCAACCUCCAACACCCUGAGCACCCUGGCGCCAAAGAGGAAGACGAAGAAGAAACACUUUGUGCAGCAGAAAGUGGAGGUUUUCCGAGCCAGUGACCCCGUGUUGAGCGUCCUGAUGUGGGGAGUCAGUCACUCGAUUAAUGACCUGGGCCAGGUGCCUGUACCUGUCAUGCUGCUUCCAGACGACUUCAAAGCCAGCACCAAGAUCAAAGUGAACAACCACCUCUUCAACAAAGAGAAUCUUCCCGGACAGUUCAAAUUCAAAGAGUACUGUCCACAGGUGUUCAGAAACCUGCGAGAGCGCUUUGGAAUCGAGGAUCAAGAUUACCAGGUGUCUCUUGCCCGCAGUCCUCCACUCAAAGACGAGGACGGGCAGCGCGUGGGGCUGCUGCUGACCUCAUACGACCGCACUUUGGUGGUGAAAGAAAUCUCCAGUGAGGAGGUGGAGGAAAUGCACAACAUCCUCUCCGAGUAUCACCAGCAUAUUGUCACCUGCCACGGCUACACGCUGCUCCCUCAGUUCCUGGCCAUGUACAGAGUCACUGUGGAGAACGAGGACACCUACCUGUUAGUCAUGAGGAACAUGUUCAGCCACAGACUGCAUGUACACAGGAAGUAUGACCUCAAGGGCUCCUUGGUGUCUCGUGAAGCAAGUUUUAAAGAGAAGGUGAAGGAGCUCCCCACUUAUAAAGAUGUAGACUUCAGGAAUAACAUGCAAAAAGUUUAUGUGAGCAAUGAGGAGAAGGAGAAGAUCAUGGACAAGCUCGGCAGAGAUACUGAAUUUCUGGUGCGAAUGAGGAUUAUGGACUACAGCCUGCUGUUGGGCAUCCAUGAUGUGGAGCGAGCUGAGAGGGAGGAGGAGGAGGAGGAGAUGGAGUCAUCCUAUGAGGAGGAAGAGGAGGAUGAAAGUAACCUGGCUCCUGCUCAGGGAUCCCCUUCACCUGAGGGUAUCGGUGGCUACAUGAACGCCUUCAAACCCAUGGGUCCCGGAGAGUUCGACCCUUACGUGGAUGUGUACGCCAUUCAGAGCGCUGUAGGUGCACCGCAGAGGGAGGUGUAUUUUAUGGGUUUGAUUGACGUGCUGACGCAGUACGACACCAAGAAGAAAGCUGCUCACGCUGCCAAGGCUGUCAAACACGGGGCGGGAGCUGAAAUCUCGACAGUUCACCCGGAGCAGUACGCCAAACGUUUCCGGGAGUUCAUCGCUAAGAUCUUUGCCUAGUUCAAAGACUUAAUCCUGGCCAAGGACAUAAUUUACUGCAAGAGGAGUCUCACUGAGCAGUUUUUCAUGUCAUCUCAAAUCAACUUGAGAAACACUGAACAUGUAGUGCUUAUAAAGUAUUUAUAAAUAAUCCAUGUUGUUGGAAUGUGCUUUUUAUAUUAAGGGAAAACUGGAAUUUGCAGACAGGAGGAAAAGUCCUCUUGGCCACUCAUUGUUGUUAAU